GCGGGGCCUGGGAGCCGGCGGCUGCGGAGCCUCGGAGCGCCGGGAAGCCGCGGCGGGGUCGGGCCGCAGCGCGCGACCCGGGUCCCUGGCGAGCUCCAGCCCUGCCGCGGAUUCCGUCUCUCAGGGAGCCGCCCCGAGCACCGAGACGAGGCCGUGAACCCCCACAGCACGCCCAGCGUGCCCCGGUGAGAGCCCAGGCCAAGCCGUUGCAGGUGUAUCAAGGAGCCAGGCUCCCCCUUAGGCUGUAAGCCCUGGACCAUCAGAAGCCUGAUCAGUCCUGUCUGGGUCUUGGAGGCCCGGCACCAGAAGCAGGCCAGAGCACGGGCCCUGGUUGGAAAGAAGAUCCUGCUCUCUGGCAACUGAGUAUGUGUGGGGGGCCCACCCCUAAGUCCAGAUGACACUCAUGCCGAUGGCUUCAGUGAUGGCAGUGACUGAACCAAAGUGGGUGUCAGUCUGGGGUCGCUUCCUAUGGGUGAUACUGCUGAGCAUGGUGUUGGGGUCCCUGCUGGCACUGCUGCUGCCACUGGGGACCCUGGAAGAGCAGUGUUUGACCGUGCUUAAAGGCUUCUACCUGCUGAGGAGCAAGUUGGACAGGGUGCAGCAUGCCGUCACCAAGUGCACCAGCCCGUCCACAGAGCUCAGUGUCACCUCCAGGGAUGCAGCACUGCGGGUGGUCAAGACCAGGGCCUCUCCAGCUGGUAAGUUGGAAGCCAAAGCAGCUCUGAACCAGGCUCUGGAAAUGAAACGCCAAGGCAAGCGGGAGAAAGCCCACAAGCUCUUCCUGCAUGCCCUCAAGAUGGACCCAGACUUUGUAGAUGCACUCAACGAGUUCGGCAUCUUUUCAGAAGAGGACAAGGACAUCAUCCAGGCAGAUUACUUAUACACCAGAGCGUUGACCAUCUCGCCCUACCAUGAGAAAGCGCUGGUCAACCGGGACCGGACACUGCCAUUGGUAGAAGAGAUCGACCAGAGGUAUUUUAGCAUCAUCGACAGCAAAGUGAAGAAGGUCAUGUCCAUCCCCAAGGGCAACUCUGCGCUGCGCAGGGUCAUGGAGGAAACCUACUACCAUCACAUCUACCACACGGUCGCAAUCGAGGGCAACACCCUCACCCUCUCAGAAAUCAGGCACAUCCUCGAGACCCGCUAUGCCGUGCCAGGGAAAAGCCUGGAGGAGCAGAAUGAGGUCAUUGGCAUGCACGCAGCAAUGACUUACAUCAACACAACGCUAGUUUCCCGCAUCGGGUCUGUCACCAUCAGUGACGUGUUAGAGAUCCACAGGCGGGUGCUGGGCUAUGUGGAUCCAGUGGAAGCUGGCAGGUUUCGGACGACACAGGUCCUUGUGGGACACCACAUCCCUCCCCAUCCUCAAGAUGUUGAAAAGCAGAUGCAGGAGUUCAUACAGUGGCUCAACUCCGAGGAUGCCAUGAAUCUGCACCCAGUGGAGUUUGCAGCAUUGGCCCAUUAUAAACUGGUUUACAUUCACCCUUUCAUCGAUGGCAAUGGAAGGACCUCACGCCUGCUGAUGAACCUCAUCCUGAUGCAGGCGGGCUACCCGCCCAUCACCAUCCGCAAGGAGCAGAGGUCUGAGUACUACCAUGUACUGGAAGUUGCCAACGAAGGCGAUGUGAGGCCAUUCAUCCGCUUCAUCGCCAAGUGUACAGAAACCACUCUGGACACUCUGCUCUUUGCCACAACGGAGUACCCGGUGGCACUGCCAGAGGCCAAACCCAACCACUCCGGGUUUAAGGAGACACUGCCUGUAAAGCCAUAACCCUGGAAAUCCUCCCUUGGUGACAAGGGUGUCCCGGAGAAAGGGAAAUCUUAGCACUUCUAGAAACCGGACUGCCUCCCAAAGCAAAAGGAGACAGAAAAAGGACUUAAAACAUUCUUUACCUCCAAGUGUUUUAGUUAAAAAAAGAGAAAACCUAAAUUAUUAAGCCCUAUGUCUAAGGUAACUUAUAAUUCAGCCCAAGUUAUUAUUUAUUUUCUCCUUUUGGGCUAGUAAAUGUUGUAUGGUAUCCGUGCUAUCUGUGCUGGUGGCCCUAGGUAGGCUUUGGGGGCAUCAGUGCUGUGUGUGUGACCAGAACACUGGUUCUGGAGCAGAAUUUGCACUCACGUGGGGAGAGGCCAGAAGUGUGGAAGGAGGUCCAGAAUCCAUAGGAGGAACUCCUCCAAGUGUUCUGUGAUUUGACCUGAGAGGUCAGCACUCUUGGGGAGAACCUGGUUCCAGUUUUGAGAAAUGACUGAAAGCUUGCUUUCUUAGAGAGUUUUGCUCUCCUACAAAGAGAUUAGCAUUGUGACUAAUUCUCAUUAGUAGAGCAAACUUCUGAGAGGUGAAAUAAAAAUGUUGACAACAUUUCUAGUUAGAUACCUUGCUUGUUUCAAGUAAGUCCUGGAGUCAUAGCUUGCACACCCUAGUACCAGAGGCUGUUAUUUUUCCCUUAUCAAGACUAUUUUUCUAAUUAAGAAUAGGGGAGUGGCCAGCUUGGUUUUCUCUGUGUAUGCAAUGUUUCUCACACUUCGUUUGCAGCAGCUCAGACCAGAUGUUUUAGUCUGCAGAUUCUCUGGGUUUGUCAACUGAAUCCUACUGCAGAUCAGGUACUGUGCGAGUGGCCAAGUCGGCCCUCACUCUUGAGUUGAACAUCUUGUGUCGGUAGAUAUUCAAGAACACAUCUGUAAAAACAGUUGCCACAUCGACACCAAAUAAGAAUUUUUAAUAAUUAGAUGAAGUUUCUACCAAACUAAGAAAAACCUUUAAAAACAGACAGGAUGCGUCCCUUUUGUCAUGCAGUUUUAUCCACUUUCUGAUUUGACCCCCACCUCCCACAGCCAUGGUACUGUCCAGCAUCCCAUCGGGGAAGCAGAAGAGAUUGCCUAGAAUAGCCUUAUUUUUCUAGCAACUUGUAGAAUGAUAAAACAUUCUAUGUAAUACAGCCAAGUUUCUAAGUCUUCGUUCUAUGGAAGAAUAAUUCCUGUACCGUUAAUAUAUUGGCACAGGUGCCGAUAUGACUGCUGCUAUGCUACUCAGAGUCCAAAGGGGCACAGGUUCCUCUCCCAGUGACAGAGCCUGGGACAUCUAACGCUGUCGUGCACUUUGUCAGGGUCGGAAUGAUGGUGAACACAAAGUGUGGUCUCUGACUUGGAAGUCACAGCUUGACAGUAAAGAGGUCACUGUUCUGAGGUAGCAGGUGCUUAUAACUUACUUGUAGGAUAGGCACAGAGUCGCUUUCUGAAAGAUUGAGAAAAAGAUGUGUGAAGUGGCCCCAAGUGAGGAUUAUUCAAACCUUUAUAAAAAAAAUAUUUUCAUACUUGUAUGCUGCCAUAAGGUAUCUCUUCAACCUGAACUCUUCUGGCGUCUUGGUCUUAGCAGCACACCAAGGAAGCCUGACCAGAAGUGCGUAGUUUGUACUCUAUAGAGAAAUGUGCACUUUAGCUUUAUUGUGAAGGAUGUUAUUUUAACAGAUUACUGACUCUAAUAAAGUAUUUUAUUAAUAAAGGCCUGAGACCUGCCGUCUUAUUCAAGAGAUGUUCCCAUCUGUCAUAAAGAUGGAGGAGGAAUUCUUUCAGAACUUUUAAGCCCUGUUUGUAUAAUGGCAGAAAAAUAGAUGCAAGAUAGUAAUUUCAACAAGAAGGUGAUACGGAACUAUGUGGGUCAGCUACCUACCUGCACUGGCAGGGGUGAUGUACUGGUUUUCCACUAACACGCCAGUAACUCAAAUGGUGUUUCAUGCUUCUGUUUACCAUCAGUUCUUGAUUUCCUGGGGAAAACACAUAAACCCACUCACAUGUUCCUGACACUCCGUUUCUAGGACCAUCAAUACCCUGAGCUCAAGUCUGAGCAGCUCCAAUUCCGUGUUUACAUGGGAAAGCACAAAGUGAGGCCAGAAGACUGGCCAACAGCAAGAGAGAAUGGUGAGAUAUGCAGCAACAGGAGUGAAGCCACGUCAGCCUGGACUGGUCAGGAGAUGCUCAGGGCUCCUCGGUGGCAGUCCCUGCACAUCCCCAGUCGCUUCCAUGGAUGGGUGACAGGGGUGGGGUGAGUGCCCAUUCCAAAGAACACAGGAGGGACCAGCGUUACAGCAUACGUUCUCCUGGCCACUAUUUGAAUUUAAUUCACAAGUAACACCUAACCAAAAAUGUUUUGUGCAAAAGAGAAAGACACGGUAGAGAGGGACUUUCAGAGACUUCAGAGGUUUAUUAACCAAUCCUAACUUCCUAGGGGGUGGGGGGAUGCACUUAAAAAACAUCAGGAGGGCAACCCUGGUGGCUCAGCGGUUUAGCGUCCCCUUCAGCCCAGGGCCUGAUCCUGGAGACCAGGGAUCGAGUCCCACGUUGGGUUCACUGCGUGGAGCCUGCUUCUCCCUCUGACUGUG
Messenger RNA from Nyctereutes procyonoides (raccoon dog), 4373 nucleotides. It is a transcript of the gene FICD, whose product is annotated as FIC domain protein adenylyltransferase. The record is from RefSeq and is a predicted model, not a curated record. The transcript is spliced from 4 exons. Bases 395 to 1771 code for a protein of 458 amino acids. Gene Ontology annotation, molecular function: protein binding. Lineage: Eukaryota; Metazoa; Chordata; Mammalia; Carnivora; Canidae.